UGGACGCCGCAUAUCCGCAUUCUAGGGGUUUACUUUUCAUCGAACCUGAGCUACCGCCAUCAUUUUCAGGAAAAAAGAAUCUCCACACUAAAAAAGCUUAACAUACUAAAAUGUAUAUCAAGAAACUCCUGGGGCGCACGCUCCUUCCAUUUACUCCGAAUUGUCCAGUCAUACAUUACGCCUACGCUCGAUUUCGGCUGUCACCUGCACUCCCUCGCCAGCAAAAGUGAACGCAAGAUACUUGACACGGUGUACCAUGCCGCCUUGCGGAUAGCUACGGGCCUUCCGAAGUGGACUCCACUACCGCUACUUUACCAGGAGGCAGGCUGUACGAAUCUCCAAGAACGGCAUAACAUGAUCUCCACGCGGUUUUAUAUCAGACAAAUCUAUUAUCAGUCACUAAGUGCAAUAACGUACCAGAAUCUGCACAUUCCGAAUACCUACAGGAAAUCAGCUCUCCCCUUACAAGCAAAAAUCUGGCUAAAUAAUCACGGCAUAACCAUAAAUCAUAUGAUUAAAAUGCACCAUCGGACUCCGAAAAUACCCUCAAAAGUCCAUAUACAUCUCACAAAUCUCCCCUAUCAAAACAAGAAUCUACCACCGAACUUAAUACCUACUAUAUUCUGGGACUUCGUCUGCAAUAAUUGGCCACACCACACUCUGAUCUAUACAGAUGCCUCCCGAAUACCAGACAAGGCAGGAGUGGCAAUAUACAACUCCUGCUCCGGGUCAGCCAUGUCCGGAUCCGUUCCACCCAUUUGCUCGGUCUUCACAGCAGAGGGAAUAGCUAUAAUAUUAGCACUUCAAAAAUGCCCUACAAGUUCCCGAAUUAUAAUUUUUACAGACUCACUCUCUGACCUGACAGCACUAAAUUCUGCUACAGACUCUCCGCAAGGAAUCAUACACCAAAUCAUUGUCUCGAUGGAAGAGCUCCCAUCCUCAUGCCAGUCUGUAGACAUAGCAUGGGUUCCUGGGCACUCCGGGAUACUCGGCAAUGAAAUCGCUGACGCGUUGGCAAAAGCAGCGCUCCCCAGACCGAGAAUUUACGAUAGAUUUACCGUUGAAGAUACUUAUCAAUCAAUUAAACGAAUCCACCAACUAUCCAGGCAAUCAGCAUUUAAGCAUAGCAAAUACUAUACUGAUUUUCUUCAUUUGAGCCAAAAUAAAAACGAACUUCUACCCCUUUCCAGCAGGCUCCAAGAUGUUACGUUCUCCAGAAUCCGUACUAGAUCCUAUCCAACCAAAUCAAAGUUAUUCCGCUUUGGACUCGCUCCAGACAACAAAUGCAACUGUGGUUCCAUCUCCGAUAUCGAUCACAUUAUUCUGGAAUGCCCUCUCUUUGAUCAACAGCGCACCACCCUAAAAAUACUGCUUGGACCUGGGGCAUUGUCGUUCUCAUACCUUAUGGAAACAACGGAUAAAUGCAAGCUACAAUAUCUUAUACAUUACCUAAAAUCUAUCCGCAUACUAUAAUCAUCCACCUAUCUCCACCACCUUGGAUAUAAGCGAGCUAUAAGCUGGAAAUUGCAAAAAGCUCCAAAACUGAUCGUCGAUAAUCAUCAUCAGUAUGUGUUUGUUGAAUGUGUACCGUGUGUUUGCUCUAUAUUUACACAAACAUGGGUAAAAAGAUUAUGCAAAAUCAGAUUGAAAAAUUGGUGUCUUUUAUGGAGCAACACCCAGAAUUCUAUAAAGGUGAACUCACUACGAAAUUCACGAAUAAAGAUAAAGAAAGGAUGUGGCUGGCAUUGCAGUUGGUACUGCACGCUAUCGGAAGCUGCCAUAAAACUGUGGAGAAAUGGAAAGAAG
Parasteatoda tepidariorum (common house spider) is the source of this 1806-nucleotide messenger RNA. The record is from RefSeq and is a predicted model, not a curated record. NCBI's taxonomy places the organism in Eukaryota, Metazoa, Arthropoda, Arachnida, Araneae, Theridiidae.